AAAGUGACGAUUUGAUCAUUGGGAAAGACGUUGUACGUAAUGUUUUGGAAGAUGUGGGAAAAACGAUUCAGGAACAAAUAAGAAAUGAGAUGGAUGAGUACAAACAGGAGACUGAAAAAAGAAAAUUAGAGCUGAUUGACAUAAUUAACUUAAAAGUGAAAGAUAUUGAAAAUGUUUCACUUGCCCAGCUGAAUGAUGCGAUAAACUCGUCCAUUGAUGCUUUUGAUGCUAAGGUAAAACAAUCGAUUCAGGAGAUAGACAACUUGGCAAGAAAAGGAAAAGAAACCCUUGAAAGUGUUGCCAAUGAUGGAGUUCAAACUGUCACCAAAGAAAAGGAAAAUGCAAUAAUGGAUAUACAAAAAGCUGCAGAAAAAUCCAGAGGUAACGAUGCCCAUGCCGAGAUCUCCGAGGAAACAUAUCAAAAGAAGAUAAAAGAACUUCAAGGCGACCUGAUUAAAUUCUACAGAAAAAGGUGUAGUUCAAUACCUCUGUCACCGCUUCUUGAAGAAAUAGAGACACCUCUAGCUGGGUUCUACGUGAUGCCAGAUAUAGUCACUGUAAAAAAGAAGUCCCUAACUUGUCAUGAAGAGGAGAGAACACCGAUCAAGUCUUUGAAAGACCUGUUUUCAACCGGAAGUCGAGAUCAACAAGAAAUUUAUCUAUCAGCUGAUGCAGGCUUUGGAAAAACUGCUUUCUCAAAAUAUCUUGCAGUCACGUGGUGUCAAGCUCAUUGUCACGAUGAAAACUACGCCUGCUUUAAAGACGACGAGUUAAAAACGUUAUUAGACUUCAAGUUCUUAUUUUUGGUUUUAUUAAGAGACUGUACCUCUGUUUGCAACAUUGACGAUAUGAUUAAACAGCAAAUUACGACGAAACUUCCUACUUCUGCAAUACUAGAUGAAGUUUUACGUAGAGAAAAGUGCUUGAUUAUAAUGGACGGUCUUGAUGAAUGGAAUCACCCUGAUAAUAGCUGUAGCGAAGUAACAGAAAAAAUUCCACAUCGAUACGUACGUGAUAAUUGUGUUAUUCUAACGACAACUCGACCAUGGAAGCUCGGAGUUGCAAAUCUCAAAACAAGUCAAAUAAACAAAAAAGUAGAAUUGGUUCAAUUAAGUGCAGAUUCUACGCGGCAACUUGAAGAAAAUGCUAUAAGAAAAAUGACCGGUGUCCGUGACGAUAGAAUACUGAAGAGUAAAAUAUGGGACUUUAAUAAAGUGAUACGUGACCGUCGCCUAGAGCACAUGCAAGUGAUUCCACUCCUCCUCAUGUAUAUAGUUUGCCUAUGGUGCAACAACAUUCCUAUAGGAAAUUCAAAACAUGAAAUUUACACCAAUAUCAUUGAAUUUCUAUUAUCAAGAACGUCAAAGAAACACCCGGAAGUUCAACCAUCUCGUGAAUCGUCUGCCAGUGAAAUUCCAGAAUACUUCAAAAGUCAUGAAUUUUGUAAAAAGUUUUACAGUCUUAUAACAUCAUUAGCAGAACUAGCUUACCAAACAUUAUUUAAUGAAACAAGAGAAAACACGCUGGUAUUUGAUAGAAUGGUUGCUGAUAUAUAUCUCAAAGCAGACGACAUGAAAUUAAGUCUUUUCUCAGGAAUACUGUCAGAAAGUAGAAGUAAAACUUUAAUUAAAGAAAUUAUUAAAGUAUCGUUUUCUCACAAAACAGUGCAAGAAUUCUUUGCCGCCAUAUUUAUAAGUUCUCAAAGUGACGCUCAGAAAACUGUUGUAGAAAAAUGUAGAAAUGUUCAAGAUAUUCUGGACAUGUCAAAAAUUUGUGAAUUUAUAAGUGGAAUGAAUGCUGACCUGAUGUGUGAAAUAUUAAAUGAUUGGAUGUCUGUGAUAAAUGAAGACGAGAAAACACGCGAAUAUAGAACUAGGACAGGUCGCGAGAACCGGCCAGAUAAUCCAUUGUAUAACAUACAGGAAAUGUUCAUGUCGUGUUUACAAGAAAUGCCUGAAAGUGAAAAUAUUCAAUUAUGUUUACAAGAUUUCUUCAUUGCCAACGAGGACAACGUGUACAGUGAGCUGUUACAACGUUUAUUAAAACAAAAUAAAACCAACAUAAAAUCUCUUUAUAUCAGAUAUACUUCCAGCAGUUUACGUGAAAUUAUAGAUUUAUUCUCUCUCACAGAUCUCAGUCAUAUACAGAAACUUUGCUAUUAUGGUGGCAGCAGGAAGGAGGGCUGAGAUAAGCCGGAUAUUGUUUCCCAGUUUACAGUGCGUUACUUUGUGGGAUGGUACAUGGAUAAAUGAUGAAGAAAAUCUGAGUGAAAAUUUAGCGCGAGUACAAAACUUACAAUAUUUAUAUAUUGAAGACUUCACGUUAUCUCACAAAAUACUGGAAACAUUUUACAAUUUUAUCUCCGCUCAAAAAUCAAUGAAAGAGUUAAAAUUGGAGUGGUUAUACUGUAAAGAACAUGGCUACCAUGAUUGUAAGAGAUUGAACUUGGACUUGUCUCAACAUUCAACUCUAUCAAAGUUACACUUGGAGCUGUUACCUGGGAGACUACAAUUAAAUAUAACAACACCGUCAUUAGUUAAUGUUACGUUGUGGAACAUCAAUCUAGAUGAUGAAAGUUCAUUGUUACUGUCACGUGACAUGUUGAAUAUUGAACGUGUGGUGUUGAGGAGGAUAGAAAUGUCUGCAGAAAGUUUACAGAACUUUAUUACCGUGCUGAAAAAUCUGCCGCAGUCAGUUACAGUAAAGAUGUACGACAUUACACCGGAAACAGAAUAUGACCGUGUUAGAGAAAAUAUUCGGAGUUCACAAACUUUUCAUGUGAUACAAGAGACGACGACUGGCGGCGGGUUUGAGUUCAAAACAAUAAAACCAAGUAAACAAUAAACAAAGGAAAAACAUUGUAAAAUAAACUAAUGAAAUGACUUCAAUGAUUUUAAUAAAUAAAAACAAUUUAAAUAUGGACACUUAGAAACAAAAUGGCGACUCAUCAAACUUUUAUUAGGACAAUCAUGUACUUCCGUUUUCAAUUAAUAAUUUAAGUGACAAUUGUUUAUAAAUAAAAACAUUUAAUUAAUAGAAAUAAUUCAAGGAAGUUUUCACGGAAUUUCAAUGGAU
This is a messenger RNA of Ruditapes philippinarum (Manila clam), 3075 nucleotides long. RefSeq lists its product as uncharacterized. The transcript has 3 exons. Lineage: Eukaryota; Metazoa; Mollusca; Bivalvia; Venerida; Veneridae. Bases 90 to 2186 code for a protein of 698 amino acids. The record is from RefSeq and is a predicted model, not a curated record.